Messenger RNA from Salmo salar (Atlantic salmon), 2314 nucleotides. RefSeq names its product ly6/PLAUR domain-containing protein 6. Gene Ontology annotation, molecular function: acetylcholine receptor inhibitor activity. Gene Ontology annotation, biological process: positive regulation of canonical Wnt signaling pathway. The record is from RefSeq and is a predicted model, not a curated record. NCBI's taxonomy places the organism in Eukaryota, Metazoa, Chordata, Actinopteri, Salmoniformes, Salmonidae.
UAUUGGGACAGUCCCAGACGGUAUUGAACACGCCUCCCGCAACCUCUGAUAGGAUCGGCGUUGCAAAUCAUCCCAAUAACCCGUCAACUAAUGCAGCUUUUUCCCUUUCCAAGACGCUCAAAGACUCACAUACGUAGCUAAUACACCGACCUAACGCGAAAAGCCAACAAGCGGAGGAGUGUAUGUUUGUUUUAGAGCCGUGGACUAUUCAAAAGCUUGGACCUGGGGCGAAGUUUGAAGGCUGCAGGAGGAAUUCCUGGUGUCAUCGUGUUGUUGUCCAAUCAGAGACCUGCAUGUGUGAAGCCGCGGCCAGCAAUGGAACCCUGGCCUGCAGUGGCCUGGGUCCUACUGCUGAUGGUCCUCGCUGAUUGGCUGAAAAUGGCCCAAUCAAAGGACUUCACAGAACAGGAUAUCAUCUACCUCCAUCCCUCAACUACUCCAUUCCCAGGCGGGUUCAAGUGCUUCACCUGUGAAGAAGCACCUGACAACUAUGAGUGUAAUCGCUGGGCGCCAGACCUGUACUGCCCACAAGAGGCUAGAUACUGUUACACGCGGCACAAGAUGGACAUGGAGGGGGACAGUGUCUCUGUGACAAAGAGGUGUGUGGCUUUGGGAGACUGCCUCUCUACUGGAUGCUCUGAAGAAGACCAUGAAGGAACCAGGGUUUGCACAGCGUGCUGUGAGGGGAAUAUCUGUAACCUUCCUCUACCCUGGAACGUGACGGAGGCUGUGUUCGCCACCACCUCACCCCUCAGCGGCACCACAGGGCUCUCACAGUGCUACACACUAACCUCCAGCCUGCUCUACUUCACCCUGCUCAUCUCCAGCUAUGUCUGACCAGUGGAGAGAAAGACUGAUAUAAGGUCUGAUACGACUAGAUGGACUCAAUAUACACCCUAUGGAGAUAGGGCUCACUGCAGGUUUUGGACAAUUUAUUUCCCUUUUAAUUCAAUAGGAAACCAGUUUGGAUUAUCUUUCAUCUUUAUGCAGGGCCUCAAUAAAACAAGCACUUAGAGCUCGACACUGCUUCUGAAACAGGCAAUAUGGCUGUCAAUCUUGAAGGAUCAAUCAUACUAAAUAUCACAGUAUGACAUUGCAUCAUUCUCCCCUACUAGUCUUCUGCACAGGGACGGAAGGAGGGGGAACUGUGGCGUGUUUGGACUCGUCAGUAGGUUAUAGGCCAUUGUAAAAGCUGCAAUAUUUUCCAGUGAUAAGGAAGAAUAACAGACAGACAGCAGCUUCUGUGAGGAUUAGUCUGCUUGAACCUUUUUCUGCUUUUAUGUUUUCACAUUUGUGAGUCAGUUCCCCAUGUUGUAUGUUUGACACAUUAUGUACAUAUACAUAGUAUUUAUUUUUUUAAAGAACAUGGUUGUUAGACAGUGAAUAUGUAUGUGUGAAAUGUUAGCAUUUAGGUAAAGUGGAACAGAUAACAUAGGCACUGCUCAUGCUUUUAUGUGUAGUAUGUGGAAAGUAUUUUUAACAACAGAAAGAGAGCCUGGUGCCCAUCAAACAAACGUAUAACGCUUUGCAUGAGGUGGUGUUUCUGUUGUGGAAAAACUAUUUCCUCAAACCUUAAAAAGGAUUAAAGUUAAUUACAGGUCUAUUUUGGCUUAGCAUUUUCCGAUGAUGAAAAAUAAAUCUGACUUUCCACACAGUACAGUAAGCUAUCCCCAUAGCACAGCACUUUGCUUGGGCUAGGCUUUGGGAGCUGUACUGUAAUUCUUGGACUUAUUGAGAGGCAACAAUGCAUGACACCAUUAUUUACUGAUACUACAUGACAUAUGCUCUUAACCAGAGCUCCUUACAGUAGUGAGUACAUACAUUUUCAUACUGGUCCCCCAUGGGAAUUGAACCCACAACCUUUGCGUUGCAAGCACCAUGCUCUACCAACUGAACCACACAGGAUGCGCUUCAGUAGUCUUUUACUCACCCCUGUUUUAAUGUUUUCCGUUCUCGUGACACAUACCUCUGGUGUUUAGACGGUGUUUUGUGACAUGUUUGUCAUCCAUCACUCUUUGUUGGCCGGUGUGACCGCCUGGCUGGCCGAGAAAAAUGCAGAGUUAGCAAAUACAGUGUUAUUGUUCUCCAGGCUUUUAUGAUUUGUUUAGGCUGACCGCCCGAGACAUAGAGGAGACCGGUCAUUUCAAAUGGUAUUUCAACCAAGGUGUGUACGCCUCCAUCUCUACUGUCUGUUCAGUAGCACUCCAGCCAAAUGGUAAGAGGAAAAGAGUGAAGCGUGAUUUACAGAUGUAGUCUGUAAAUUGAUCUACUGUAGUCUGCUCUGUUCACAUUUAAUAAAUUACAUUUCAUUUUA